GGGCCCCGGGGGGAGCUAUGCCCCAGGCACUGCGCAGUGCCUGGGAAGUGAAAUGCCUCUGGAUCUCUGGGGGUAAGCAGAGCGCAGGUGCGACCGGUUUGGGUAGCAGCUUCAUCGAGUAGCGGGCAUUUGUGGCAGCAGUAUCCACAACAGGUUCCACCCGACUCCAUCCUGGAAAGUCCUUUUGAAGAAAUGGCCCUGGUGAGGGGCGGCUGGCUGUGGAGACAGAGCUCCAUCCUCCGCCGCUGGAAGCGGAAUUGGUUCGCUCUGUGGUUGGAUGGCACACUGGGUUACUACCAUGACGAGACGGCACAGGACGAGGAGGACCGAGUAGUCAUCCACUUCAAUGUCCGAGACAUAAAGGUCGGCCAAGAGUGUCAGGAUGUGCAGCCCCCAGAGGGCAGGAGCCGAGAUGGCCUGCUGACAGUGAACCUGCGGGAGGGUUCCCGCCUGCACCUGUGCGCUGAGACCCGGGAUGAUGCCAUAGCAUGGAAGACUGCCCUGAUGGAGGCAAAUUCCACCCCGGCCCCAGCUGGAGCCACCGUCCCACCCAGGAGCCGUCGGGUUUGCCCUAAGGUCAGGUGUACGACCCUCUCAUGGAACCCCUGUAAGGUUGAGAGGCGGAUCUGGGUACGCGUCUACAGCCCGUAUCAGGACUACUAUGAGGUGGUGCCACCCAACGCACAUGAAGCCACAUAUGUCCGCAGCUACUAUGGGCCACCUUAUGCAGGUCCUGGUGUGACACACGUGAUAGUUCGAGAGGACCCCUGCUACAGCUCAGGCGCCCCUUUGGCCAUGGGCAUGCUUGCUGGGGCUGCCACGGGUGCUGCUCUUGGUUCACUUAUGUGGUCGCCUUGUUGGUUCUGAGCCCUGGGGCUCUGACUUCUGGAUGUGCAUGUAGAACACAAGAAGACCCUUUUCUUCUGGAUCCUCUGCUAGCUACCAUCUAAACUGUCCCAUUUUGACCCCUUUCUCCCCAUUAAGCCCUCUACGCUUGGCCCAUUACUCCCACCAUUUAUCCUCUUUUCCGUCUCAAAGGAAGCUAACAUCUCAGGCACAGACAUAGCCAAAAGUCCAUACACCCAUUGCCAGGCACUCCCAUAAGUCACAUGUGAAUUUUCUCUACACAUAGCAAACAUAACUUCAUUUGGCUCUAAGUGUCUGAGGAAUGGAGCUCACAAGAGAGCAAACAACAAAGCUACAGUUAUCUGUCUGGUAAGGAUAAGUCGGGGCAAGGAGCGAGGUCUGGGUGCCCAAAGAAUCAAAUAACAGUUGGCUUGGUGUUGUGGCAGGGGUUGGUUGUAGUGGUUCUAGCUCUAUGUGAAGGAGCUUGCUGGAUAAAGGCACGAUGGGGCUUUUUAUGGAGUAAAGUUUCUUGAUUUCAACUAUAAUGAAUACUUUGCCUGUCUAGUUAGUACUGGCAGGACAUACCCUUAACCAAAACAUGGAAUUUGGCACCUUUUCCUCACUUGUAGCUUCCCUAUGAUAGCUGAGCUAACCCUAAGGUUUCCUAGCUGUGGGAAGAGGUGAGUUCUUUGAGACCUCCGGCCUUAGGAAGUUGCUUCCAUUAGGAAAUGCCUUUCUGAUCCCAGGAGCUCAGCUCGACUGUUAACAUCUGAAGCUUAUUCUCUUCCUUCCCGCUGGGGGGAGACGGCAUUAUCUUGUUCUGGGGCCUGACCCACCUUGGCACCAGCCUGGGGAACCCCUCAUGUGCCUGUCUAUAGGUAGCAAGCAAUCUCUCCAUUUGAUCCUGUUCCAAACUAUUCCAUCAUCCUGUCCCAAUUGCCAAUAGAAAAGCUAAAAUCCCUGGCUCAGUUGCUAGAGUGCCUAGUAAAAUUCCUAGCAUAUGUGAGCGCUCCAUUGGCUCAGCACAGACACUAAUAAAGACAUGAUUGGCCCCAGAACUGGCUUUGCUUGUUUUGUUCCUCCAGGAUGUUUCCUUGAGACAACUCUGUGACACAGCAUCUUCUGUAGAGUGCAUUAUGAGUUUAUGUGGAAUUGGUGACAGCUAUGUGAAUGAACAAUUUGGGACAAUUCAUUAUCUAUCUUGCUUUCCCUGGACUAUCACCUUAGCUCAUAGAACAGAGAUGAAGUUGGUUAUCUCUGAAGAGUCAAAAAGAGGAUCUCAUAUUCUAAGAGUCAAAAAGAGGAUCUCUGUUCUAUGAGCUAAGGUGAUAGAUAAUCCAGAGCUGGCACUGCCUGCCAAGAGACUUCUGAUGUUAGAAUAUUUGUAUGUGUGCAUGAAUGUAGAAGGCCAGAGCUCAACAGCCUUAAUGCCUUUAUCAAUCUUCACCUUAUUUUUGGUGUCUCUCACUGAACCUGGAGCUCACCAUUUUGGCUAAACUGACUGGCAUGCGAGCACCAGGGAUCCUCCUGUCUCUGCCUUCCAAAGGCUGAGAUUAAAGAAAGGUUCCUGCUGUGGUACCCAACUUUUUAUCUGGGUGCUGUGUCCCCGUGCUUAUGUGAUGUUUACUGACUAAAACAUCUCCUCAGCUCCCAGGUGUCAGGACUGUUUCCACUGUUGCUUCUCCAACCUAAACUUGAACUAAUUAACUGUUCUCAUAGAAACCUCGUGGCUAGGAACAAACAGAAACUGCAUUAGGUUUCUGGAGGCUGUCAAAUGGCAGAAACCCCAGCCAAAACUGACUUAAGCCAAAGGGAAAACAGGGCAGCCAGGACUGAAAGCUAGAUCAAGAAUUCAGAACCAGACCCUGCUCCCACACUGACAAAGCUGUACUGAGUAUGACCAUAUGAUAUUAAGUCGAGCAGAGGUCCCAGGAACCACAAGGCCAACCCUCCAAGCAUCUUCUCGCAGUACCUUUGUUUUCACCAACCUCUCUUGUCAUUUGUUGUGUCCUAAUGCUACUUCUGAAGAUAGCUGCACCAAUAAAAUCUAUGGCCUGUGGUUUUUACUCUUACAGUAAUGGGGCAGGAGAAAGAGUCAGACGUGGCUGAACCAAGGCAGGGAUUUCCUUUGAUCUGUAAGCAGUCAGACUUUGGGGUCAUAAGAACUGUAGUAAUUGUUCAAUCAUAUCUGAAUGGUUUAAGAUUAUGCCUGAGCUCCAAUAAAGCUUGAGCUUGCUUA
Messenger RNA from Mus musculus (house mouse), 3085 nucleotides. It is a transcript of the gene Plekhb1, whose product is annotated as pleckstrin homology domain containing, family B (evectins) member 1. Gene Ontology annotation, cellular component: cytoplasm; membrane. The record is from RefSeq and is a predicted model, not a curated record. The transcript has 8 exons. The coding region runs from base 193 to 867 and encodes 224 amino acids. Lineage: Eukaryota; Metazoa; Chordata; Mammalia; Rodentia; Muridae.